Tachyglossus aculeatus (Australian echidna) is the source of this 8840-nucleotide messenger RNA. RefSeq names its product NIPBL cohesin loading factor (gene NIPBL). Gene Ontology annotation, cellular component: Scc2-Scc4 cohesin loading complex. Gene Ontology annotation, biological process: replication-born double-strand break repair via sister chromatid exchange; establishment of mitotic sister chromatid cohesion; embryonic viscerocranium morphogenesis. Bases 265 to 8763 code for a protein of 2832 amino acids. Gene Ontology annotation, molecular function: chromatin binding. The transcript is spliced from 47 exons. The record is from RefSeq and is a predicted model, not a curated record. NCBI's taxonomy places the organism in Eukaryota, Metazoa, Chordata, Mammalia, Monotremata, Tachyglossidae.
CCCGCUCGGCGGGGCCCCCCGCGGUCACGGCGCUGAGGAGACGACGGAACAGCCGCCGCCCGGCCCGGAUUAGGAGUCCCCCGCCUGCGCCGCCACAUUGGCCUCCUUCCCCCUCGGCCUCUCCGUCCUCUCUCUUUCCCGACCCCCACCCCCCCGGCCCGGAUCGGAUUCCACAUUGGCCCAGUGCGUGGGAGAUGGGAAGUAAUGAUAGUUGGCACCUAAACUAAGAUACCUGUAUAGACACCACCAUCCCAGAACUUCAGGAUGAAUGGGGAUAUGCCUCAUGUUCCCAUCACUACUCUUGCGGGGAUCGCUAGUCUCACAGACCUCCUGAACCAGCUGCCUCUUCCGUCUCCUUUACCUGCUACGACUACAAAGAGCCUGCUCUUUAACGGCCGCAUAGCAGAAGAGGUGAACUGCCUUUUGGCCUGUAGGGAUGAAAAUUUGGUUUCACAGCUCAUACACAGCCUCAACCAGGUGUCAACGGAUCACAUAGAGUUGAAAGACAACCUUGGCAGCGAUGAUCCGGAGGGGGACAUACCAGUCUUGUUGCAGGCCGUCCUGGCAAGGAAUCCUAACGUUUUCAGGGAGAAAAGCAUGCAGAACAGAUAUGGGGUACAAAGCGGAAUGAUGAUGCCACAGUAUAAACUUUCUCAGAAUUCCAUGCACGGUAGUCCUGCAUCUUCCAAUUAUCAACAAACCACUAUUUCACAUAGCCCUUCCAGCCGGUUUGUGCCCCCACAGACAAGCUCUGGGAACAGAUUUAUGGCCCAACAGAACAGCCCAGUGCCUAGUCCAUACGCCCCUCAAAGCCCUGCAGGAUACAUGCCAUAUUCACAUCCUCCCAGUUACACAACACAUCCGCAGAUGCAGCAAGCAUCAGUAUCAAGUCCCAUCGUCCCAGGAGGGAUGAGAAACAUACAUGACAGUAAAGUUUCCGGUCAGUUAUCUGGAAAUUCAGCUAACCACCAUGCCGAUAAUCCUAGACAUGGCUCAAGUGAGGACUACCUGCAUAUGGUGCACAGGCUAAGUAGUGAUGAUGGCGAUUCGUCGUCAAUGAGGAACGCUGCAUCUUUCCCCUUGAGGUCACCACAGCCAGUGUGCUCCCCAGCUGGAAGUGAUGGAACUCCUAAAGCAUCAAGACCAUCUUUAAUCCUGCAGUCUCAACCUCCACCCUAUUCAUCACCUAGAGAUGUUCCACCGGACAUUUUGCUAGACUCUCCAGAAAGGAAGCAGAAGAAACAAAAGAAGAUGAAGUUAGGCAAGGAGGAGAAGGACCAGAGCGAAAAAGCCGCAAUGUACGAUAUCAUUAGUUCGCCCUCGAAGGAUUCAACUAAACUUACGUUGAGGCUUUCCCGCGUAAGAUCCUCAGAUAUGGACCAGCCGGAGGAUCUGCUUUCUGGGAUGGAAAACAGUAACGUGUCGGAAAGCGACCUUCCUUUCAACGUGCAGUACCCAGGACAGACUUCAAAGACGCCCAUUACGCCCCAGGAUGUUAACCGCCCACUAAACGCCGCUGCUCAGUGUUUGCAGCAGCACGAACAGACAGCAUUCCUUCAGGCACAGCAAGUGCCCGUUUUACAACAGAACACUUCAGUUGCUGCAAAACAACCUCAGACUUCUGUGGUACAGACCCAGCCUCAGCAACAGGUAUCCCAACAAGGAACUAUAACGCCAUACGACGAAGUAGAAUUGGAUGCGUUGGCUGAAAUUGAGCGGAUAGAGCGGGAAUCAGCUAUUGAAAGGGAGCGUUUUUCAAAGGAAGUGCAAGAUAAAGAUAAACCUUUGAAAAAGAGAAAACAAGAUUCUUACCCACAGGAGGCUGGGGGUGCCACUGGAGCUAAUAGACCAGCUUCUCAGGAGACAGGUUCCACAGGAAAUGGCUCAAGGCCAGCAUUGAUGGUUAGCAUUGAUCUUCAGCAGGCAGGACGCGCGGACUCUCAGGCAUCUGUAACUCAGGAACCAGACACCAUGAAAAAGCUUGAAGAAGUCAAACAGUGUAACGACGGCUCUGUGGCUCUUCUUCAAGACGAUGCUGUCGGUGUUCUUAAACCUAAACCUGAAAACCAUCCUGAGACCCCUAGGAAAAAGGCCGACUCUGAGGGCUCAAAGACCGAAAUGAAGCAAACCGAGAGCAGGUUGGCGGAAGCAAAACCAAAUGAGAACCGAUUGGUAGAGAUGAAACCAAAUGAAAGCAGGUUAAUAGACACUAAAAAUGAGAGCAGGACGGUGGAAACGAAACAAAAUGACAGCCGGACCGUGGAAACAAAGCCAAACGACAGCAGGACGGUGGAGAUAAAACCCAACGAGAGCAGGACGGCGGAGCCGAAACAAAAUGAAAACAAACAAAAUAAUGGCAAGCCGGAAAUAUCCAAGCCGAGGCCAGAAACCCCGAAGCAGAGGGGUGAAGGCCGGCCAGAAACCCCGAAGCAGAGGGGGGAAGGCCGGCCAGAAACCCCGAAGCAGAGGGGUGAAGGCAGGCCAGAAACCCCGAAGCAAAAGGGUGAAGGCCGACCAGAAACCCCAAAGCAGAAGGGCGACGGGCGGCCAGAAACCCCAAAGCAGAAGGGCGACAGCCGGCCCGAAACGCCCAAACACAAGCACGACAACCGGAGGGAUUCCGGCAAGCCAUCCGCGGAAAAGAAACCUGAAAUAACAAAACACAAACCAGAUUCAAAAUCCGAGCCUUCCAGGGUGAAAUCCGAGCGAUCCGAAACGAUCAAACAGAGGCCAGAUGGGCGGUCUCUUCCUGAGGCGUUGAGGCGUGACCACGAUAGUAAACCGAAGGCGGAAGAGAGGGGCGAAGCCGAGAGGCACAGGGGAGACCAGUCCCGAAUGAGAAGACCCGAGACCUUGCGAUCCUCCAACAGAAGCGAACACGACUCUAGACAUGGCAUUAAAUCUGAGGGUUCGAAGAUGGAUAAGCUAGAGAGAAAACAUAGGCAUGAGUCAGGAGAGUCGAGGGAAAGAAUUUCUUCUACCGGGGAGCAGAAAUCGAGACCCGAUAGCCCUCGCGUUAAGCAAGAGGGCAGAGGAGACCCCGGGAAAUCAAGACCGGAUAGACCGGGUUUUAAAUCCCCAAACAGUAAAGAUGACCGAAGGACAGAUGGUAACAAGGGCAAAUUAGACGGUAGUAAACCGCACCCUGACAAUAAGGCAGAAUUUCCCAGCUAUUUGUUGGGUGGCAGGUCUGGUGCAUUGAAACAUUUUGUCAUUCCAAAAAUCAAGCGGGAUAAAGAUGGGAAUGUUACUCAGGAGACGAGGAAGAUGGAAAUUAAGGGGGAGCAGAAAGACAAAGUCGAAAAGAUUGGCCUUGUAGAAGACUUAAAUAAAGGAGCUAAGCCCGUAGUUGUCCUGCAGAAGCUGUCUUUGGAUGAUGUUCAAAAAUUCAUUAAGGAUAGAGAGGACAAAUCAAGAGGCUCUCUUAAACCUAGCAAGAAUAAGCCAUCCAAAUCAAAUAAAGGUAGUAUAGAUCAGUCAGUGUUAAAAGAAUUGCCCCCUGAACUCCUGGCAGAAAUUGAAUCCACCAUGCCACUUUGUGAACGUGUGAAAAUGAACAAGCGCAAACGUAGCACAGUUAAUGAAAAGCCAAAAUAUGCUGAGAUCAGUUCUGAUGAAGACAAUGACAGUGAAGAAGCCUUUGAAUCUUCUCGGAAACGGCAUAAGAAAGAUAAAGAUGAUGAUAAAGCUUGGGAAUAUGAAGAGCGGGAUCGAAGAAGCUCUGGCGACCAUAGGAGGAGUGGCCAUUCUCAUGAAGGAAGGAGGAGUUCUGGUGGUAGCCGCUACCGCAAUCGCAGCCCGUCGGACUCCGACAUGGAAGAUUAUUCUCCUCCUCCCAGCCUCAGUGAGGUUGCUAGAAAAAUGAAGAAAAGAGAAAAACAGAAGAAGAGGAAAGCUUAUGAACCGAAACUAACACCUGAAGAAAUGAUGGAUUCUUCGACAUUCAAAAGGUUUACUGCUUCAGUAGAGAAUAUUUUGGAAAAUCUAGAAGAUAUGGAUUUUACAGCAUUUGGCGAUGAUGAUGAAAUUCCUCAGGAACUGCUACUAGGAAAACAUCAGCUUAGCGAACUGGGCAGCGAAUCGGCUAAAAUUAAAGCAAUGGGCAUAAUGGACAAGCUCUCAACAGAUAAAACAGUUAAAGUCCUGAACAUUUUGGAGAAGAAUAUUCAAGAUGGCUCCAAACUUUCUACAUUGCUAAACCAUAACAAUGAUACUGAAGAAGAGGAGCGACUGUGGAGAGAUCUUAUUAUGGAGAGGGUUACAAAAUCAGCUGAUGCCUGUCUUACAGCUAUCAACAUUAUGACAUCACCCAAUAUGCCCAAAGCUGUAUAUAUUGAGGAUGUAAUAGAAAGAGUCAUCCAGUACACUAAAUUUCACUUGCAGAAUACUCUUUAUCCUCAGUAUGAUCCUGUCUACAGAGUGGAUCCUCACGGAGGAGGACUUUUAAGUUCUAAAGCAAAGCGCGCCAAAUGUUCGACUCACAAGCAGAGGGUAAUAGUGAUGCUGUAUAACAAGGUUUGUGACAUUGUUAGCAGUUUGGCGGAAUUGCUAGAAAUUCAACUCCUUACUGACACCACAAUUCUUCAGGUAUCAUCUAUGGGAAUAACACCUUUUUUUGUAGAAAAUGUCAGUGAACUACAGUUAUGUGCCAUCAAACUAGUCACUGCAAUAUUCUCAAGAUAUGAAAAACAUAGGCAGUUGAUUUUGGAAGAAAUUUUUACUUCACUUGCAAGAUUGCCAACCAGCAAGAGGAGUCUGAGGAAUUUCAGGUUAAAUAGUAGUGAUAUGGAUGGAGAGCCUAUGUAUAUUCAGAUGGUUACUGCACUCGUUCUACAGCUUAUUCAGUGUGUAGUGCACCUGCCGUCAUCAGAGAAAGAUUCUAAUUCAGAAGAGGAAUCAAACAAAAAAGUUGAUCAGGAUGUCAUUAUUACUAACUCUUACGAAACUGCCAUGCGAACAGCACAAAACUUCCUCUCCAUUUUCCUUAAAAAGUGCGGAAGCAAGCAAGGAGAAGAAGAUUAUAGACCCCUCUUUGAAAACUUUGUGCAAGAUCUCCUUUCCACGGUCAACAAACCUGAAUGGCCUGCUGCCGAGCUACUUCUUAGUUUGUUAGGGAGAUUGCUGGUUCAUCAGUUCAGUAACAAGUCAACAGAGAUGGCCUUGAGAGUGGCGUCCCUUGAUUAUCUUGGAACUGUAGCCGCACGGCUGAGGAAAGAUGCCGUCACAAGCAAAAUGGAUCAAGGGUCAAUAGCCCGGAUUUUAAAACAGGUUUCUGGAGGGGAAGAUGAAAUCCAGCAGUUGCAAAAAGCCUUGCUAGAUUACCUGGAUGAGAACACUGAGACUGAUCCGUCAUUGGUGUUUUCUCGGAAGUUCUACAUAGCCCAGUGGUUUCGAGAUACAACAUUAGAGACCGAAAAAGCAAUGAAAUCCCAAAAAGAUGAGGAUUCCUCCGAAGGAACGCAUCACGCCAAGGAGGUUGAAACAACAGGACAGAUCAUGCAUCGGGCCGAAGGUCGAAAGAAGUUUCUUCGAAGCAUUAUUAAAAUCACGCCUUCUCAGUUCAGCACGUUGAAGAUGAAUUCUGAUACUGUGGACUAUGAAGAUGCUUGCUUGAUUGUUCGAUACUUGGCCUCUAUGAGGCCGUUUGCCCAGAGCUUCGAUAUUUAUUUGACACAGAUUCUACGUGUGCUUGGCGAAAACGCAAUUGCUGUUCGAACAAAAGCCAUGAAGUGUUUAUCUGAGGUUGUGGCUGUAGACCCCAGCAUCCUAGCAAGGCUGGAUAUGCAGAGAGGCGUGCACGGGCGGUUAAUGGAUAACUCCACCAGUGUCCGAGAGGCAGCGGUGGAGUUGUUAGGCCGGUUUGUGCUGUGUCGACCUCAGCUUGCCGAACAGUAUUACGACAUGCUGAUCGAACGGAUCCUGGAUACUGGCAUCAGCGUCAGGAAAAGGGUAAUAAAGAUUCUGAGGGACAUUUGCAUUGAACAACCGACGUUUCCCAAAAUUACAGAGAUGUGUGUAAAAAUGAUCCGCAGAGUAAAUGAUGAAGAGGGCAUUAAGAAAUUAGUAAAUGAAACAUUCCAGAAGCUCUGGUUUACUCCAACCCCUCACAAUGACAAAGAAGCAAUGACCAGGAAGAUAUUAAACAUCACCGACGUGGUUGCAGCAUGUAGAGAUACUGGAUAUGAUUGGUUUGAGCAGCUUCUUCAAAAUCUGUUGAAAUCGGAAGAAGAUGCUUCAUAUAAACCUGUGAAGAAAGCCUGUACGCAGCUUGUUGAUAACCUGGUGGAGCACAUUCUGAAAUAUGAAGAAUCUCUAGCUGACUCUGACAACAAGGGUGUGAAUUCCGGUCGCUUGGUAGCAUGCAUAACCACUCUAUUCUUAUUCAGUAAAAUCAGACCCCAGCUAAUGGUCAAACAUGCCAUGACCAUGCAACCAUACCUUACCACUAAAUGUAGUACACAAAAUGAUUUCAUGGUGAUCUGCAAUGUUGCAAAAAUCUUAGAACUGGUAGUGCCAUUGAUGGAGCAUCCAAGUGAGACAUUUCUGGCCACUAUUGAGGAAGAUCUUAUGAAACUCAUCAUCAAAUAUGGCAUGACAGUGGUGCAGCAUUGUGUGAGCUGCCUCGGGGCAGUUGUGAAUAAAGUCACCCAAAAUUAUAAAUUUGUGUGGGCCUGUUUCAAUAGAUACUAUGGUGCCCUUUCAAAAUUGAAAAGUCAGCACCAGGAAGAUCCAAACAGCACCAUCCUCACAGCAAACAAACCAGCACUUCUUAGAUCUCUUUUCACUGUAGGAGCACUCUGUCGACAUUUUGAUUUUGACCAGGAGGACUUUAAAGGCAACAGUAAGGUUAACAUAAAGGACAAAGUACUUGAAUUAUUAAUGUAUUUUACAAAACAUUCAGAUGAGGAAGUGCAAACCAAAGCCAUAAUAGGUCUAGGCUUUGCAUUUAUUCAGCAUCCAAGUCUAAUGUUUGAGCAGGAGGUGAAGAAUCUGUAUAACAGCAUUCUCUCUGAUAAGAACAGCUCGGUAAACUUGAAAAUCCAAGUUUUGAAAAAUCUCCAGACGUACCUACAGGAAGAAGAUACACGUAUGCAGCAGGCAGAUAGAGACUGGAAAAAAGUAGCCAAACAAGAAGACCUAAAAGAAAUGGGAGAUAUUUCCUCAGGGAUGAGCAGCUCCAUCAUGCAGCUUUACCUCAAACAGGUGCUUGAGGCAUUCUUUCACAACCAGUCGAGUGUGCGCCACUUUGCUCUAAAUGUCAUUGCCUUGACUCUGAACCAGGGCCUUAUUCAUCCAGUACAGUGUGUGCCAUAUUUAAUUGCCAUGGGCACAGACCCGGAGCCUGCAAUGCGGAACAAAGCCGAUCAGCAGCUUGUGGAAAUCGACAAAAAAUAUGCGGGAUUCAUUCAUAUGAAGGCAGUGGCCGGCAUGAAGAUGUCCUAUCAAGUCCAACAGGCAAUCAACACAUCCUUGAAAGAUCCUGUAAGGGGUUUCAGGCACGAUGAAUCCUCCAGCGCUCUGUGCUCCCAUCUGUACUCCAUGAUCCGAGGAAAUCGCCAACACCGACGGGCUUUUCUGAUUUCUUUACUCAACCUCUUUGAUGACACUGCAAAAACCGAGGUGAACAUGCUCCUGUAUAUUGCGGACAAUCUGGCAUGUUUUCCUUACCAGACCCAGGAAGAGCCUCUGUUCAUCAUGCAUCAUAUAGACAUCACAUUAUCGGUUUCUGGUAGUAACCUACUGCAGUCAUUCAAGGAGUCAAUGGUAAAGGACAAAAGGAAAGAGAGGAAGCCAUCCCCUGCUGAGGAGAGCGCCUCUGAGAACGACAGCGAGGAAGAGGUUUCCAAGCCUCGGAAGUCCCGGAAGCGGGUAGAAGCCGAGUUGGACUCUGACGAAGAAGACGAUGUAAAUGCUGUGAUGAAGUGCUUACCGGACAAUUCAACUCCUUUAAUUGAAUUUGCAAACGUCUCCCAGGGAAUUCUAUUGCUUCUGAUGUUAAAGCAACAUUUAAAGAACCUUUGUGGAUUCUCUGAUAGUAAAAUUCAGAAAUAUUCUCCUUCUGAAUCUGCAAAAGUAUAUGAUAAGGCGAUAAACAGGAAGACGGGAGUUCAUUUCCAUCCGAAACAGACCCUGGAUUUCCUGCGGAGUGAUAUGGCUAAUUCCAGAAUCACUGAAGAUGUGAAGAGGAGUAUAGUAAAACAGUAUCUAGAUUUCAAACUCCUUAUGGAACAUUUGGAUCCCGACGAAGAAGAAGAAGAGGGGGAGGUAUCUGCUAGCACAAACGCCCGGAACAAAGCAAUUACCUCGCUGCUUGGAGGAGGCAGCCCUAAAAAUAAUGCAGCUGAGACAGAGGAUGAUGAAAGUGAUGGGGAGGAUAGAGGAGGAGGCACUUCAGGGUCAUUGAGAAGGUCAAAACGAAAUUCAGACUCUACGGAGUUGGCAGCACAGAUGAAUGAAAGUGUUGAUGUCAUGGAUGUCAUCGCUCUUUGCUGUCCAAAGUACAAAGACCGACCGCAAAUUGCAAGAGUAGUGCAGAAAACCAGCCACGGCUUCAGUGUUCAGUGGAUGGCGGGCUCCUACAGUGGCUCCUGGACUGAGGCUAAGCGCCGCGAUGGCCGCAAACUGGUGCCUUGGGUAGACACUGUUAAAGAGGCAGACGUUAUUUACAAAAAGAUUGCUCUAACGAGUGCUAAUAAACUGACUAAUAAAGUGGUUCACACUUUACGAUCGCUGUACGCCGCCAAGGAUGGGACUUCCAGCUAAUGAAUUUGUACGUGCAGCCAAAUUGACAGGAAUUGGGAAAACACACACACAAAAAAACCCCACAAAACACACACCCA